Messenger RNA from Saccharomyces kudriavzevii IFO 1802, 1128 nucleotides. It is a transcript of the gene PEX35, whose product is annotated as Pex35p. NCBI's taxonomy places the organism in Eukaryota, Fungi, Ascomycota, Saccharomycetes, Saccharomycetales, Saccharomycetaceae. The transcript has a single exon. The coding region runs from base 1 to 1128 and encodes 375 amino acids. The record is from RefSeq and is a predicted model, not a curated record.
AUGAAACGCCGUCGUUCAAAUGGUAAGGGGAGCACAAUUUCAGGGUUCAAGCAGGCGCUAAUUCAGCUUUCAUUUCUCUUGAACAAGAAGAGAAGAAAACAAUUAAUCAUAAUCCUAAAAAAGAUAACCCAAGUUUAUGGCAUAAACUUAAUAUUUUAUGUCAAUAAAUGGAAAUUGAAAAAGUUGCAGGGGGCAAAUAUUAAAUUUGAUGAUCUUAUGCCAUGGCUAAAGGAAUCAACCAUAUUAGUCUUGUUGAAUAUAUUAUAUCCUGCUUUGAAAAAGUUUCCCUUUUUGAGGAAUGACUAUGUCCGUUGGACUUCAUUAGUUGGAAUCUCGCUAAUGCUUACUAAAGGUGAGGUACCUUCGUGGCUUUUUGCCCACCUCCUUGUGGAAAUAUUGCAUACUAAAUUUAAAGCUGCUAGAAUAGCGCAAUGGCUGACAAUAAAUUCUCCCAAAGGUACAAUAACAAAAUUGAAACAAAUAUUUGUGUGUUCAAUAGUAAUGGCAUUGUUCACUAAACUUGAUAAAAAUUCAUUGCCAUUUCAUGCAAUUUUCGACCACAGGCCCUUUCGAACGGAUUUUAUCAUAAUCAAUGGCAUUUUUGCGCUUUUGGCGACAUACCGUAGAGUGCUAAAACUCUUUCUUACAUCAGAAACAAAAACGAACAAGAAUGGCUCCAAUCAUGAAACCAGGAACUUUUCACAGUUGCUUGGCGUCGAGAACCACAAUGAUUGGCCCAUAUCUUCAUCAAAUUUGAAACAUGUAGUGGAUAAGCUGAAUGAGAUACACGAAAUUACAAUUGAGAAUAAUUAUGCGAACAUUAGCGAAAAAAUAAUAAACUCAUGUUUCGUUAAAGGCAUCCUUCCAAGUUUAAGAUGGACUAUAAUAAGGCAGUGCAUAGAAUAUUUAUUUACGAGAAAAAGACACAGAAUAAUCAAUAUUAAGUUGCGGUACGUUGUGAUGUUACUCACAUUCACUAUGGUAGAUCCGACAAAUAACAUGGAAGUCAGCCCAUUUUUUGUAAAAUUGUUUGCGAAAUCCCUAAUUAAUGUCUACCUGAAAAAGUAUUGGCAUUAUAACUUUCAAAAAUAUGUAUUAUUUUUUUUGUUUCAAUUCAGUAUCACUUGA